ACAAUGUGGUUUGUUCAAUUUAUUGCAAUUUUUGUGUCCAUCGCUAUGACCAAAGGAAUGGAAAAAGUGGCAGAGUGUGAGUUCCAUGGUGGUGUACUGCAAGGAGAAGUAAAACUGCAUUAUACUAAUGAUAAUAAGGAUAUUAUGAUAAUGGGAACUAUAACGAAUCUUACUCAAGGAUAUCACGGAUUUCAUAUUCAUGAGUUUGGAAAGCUGAGUAAUAAAUGUCUGGAUGCUGGACCUCAUUAUAAUCCAACCAAUACAACCCAUGGAAGUUUAACUUCGCCCAACAGGACUGACGAGGUCAAAAAAGACAAACGGAGAAAGAGACAUGCUGGUGACUUGGAGAAUAUUCUGGCUGACGGGGAGAAGGUUGCCAGGGUCAACAUGAUGGUCAUGAACAUGAAGCUGGAGGACGUCAUCGGCAGAUCUAUGGUUGUACAUGAGAUGAUAGAUGAUCUGGGUCUAGGUGGAGCUGAAAACAGUCUGACAACUGGAAACUCUGGGGACAGGUUGGACUGCUGUCUUAUACACUGGGUGGAAAGUUCCAGCACUAAACUAAAUAUUGCAAGUGGAUUACUGUUUGUGCUUGCAAGCCUUCUGGUCAGAUUUCUGUAAACGAAAAUGUGGAAAAAU
Eurytemora carolleeae is the source of this 636-nucleotide messenger RNA. RefSeq names its product superoxide dismutase [Cu-Zn]. NCBI's taxonomy places the organism in Eukaryota, Metazoa, Arthropoda, Copepoda, Calanoida, Temoridae. The transcript has 9 exons. Gene Ontology annotation, molecular function: copper ion binding; superoxide dismutase activity. Bases 4 to 618 code for a protein of 204 amino acids. Gene Ontology annotation, biological process: removal of superoxide radicals. The record is from RefSeq and is a predicted model, not a curated record.